AUAGCAGCUCAGAGCCAAUACUCUGCUCAGCAGGCAAUUGCUUGACACCUCUUCUCCCCGCUUCGUCUCUGCCUCCAUACUCGCAAGGCAUUUGAGGAGCACCAUAUCAGCACCCCAAGAAACCAGCCAUGAAGCAGAAGAUCGUGAUCAAGGUGCAGAUGGCGUGCGACAAGUGCCGCUCCAAGGCCAUGGCGCUGGUGGCGGCCACGGGCGGGGUCGACUCGGUGGCGCUCGCUGGCGACGCCAGGGACCAGGUCGUCGUCGUCGGCGACGGCGUGGACUCCGUCAAGCUCACCAGUGCGCUGCGUAAAAAGGUGGGCCCCGCGCAGCUGCUGCAGGUCGGCGAAGACAAGAAGAAGGAAGACGACAAGAAGCCCGCCGCCGCCUUCACCGUGCCCCAGUACUGGUACUGCAACUACCCGCCGCCGCAGCAACAUCCCGCCGGCUGGUACGAUUACGGGUAUGUGUACCAGUCGCGGCCAGACAACACUUGCUCCAUAAUGUAGAGAGAGAACAAGCAUGCAUGUACGCUUGGACUAGUACUAUUGUAUAAGUACAGAUUUCUAGUUUUAUUGAA
This is a messenger RNA of Phragmites australis (common reed), 577 nucleotides long. Its product is annotated as disease resistance protein Pikm1-TS-like. NCBI's taxonomy places the organism in Eukaryota, Viridiplantae, Streptophyta, Magnoliopsida, Poales, Poaceae. The transcript has 2 exons. Gene Ontology annotation, molecular function: metal ion binding. The coding region runs from base 129 to 506 and encodes 125 amino acids. The record is from RefSeq and is a predicted model, not a curated record.